CAGAGUCGGAGCCAAAGCAGGGAGAGUACCCAGGAAGGCAUACAGAAGGGCCAGUAUAUAUUGAGCUGCCUGCAGGGUUUUUGGUUCCUUUCACGGCAGUACAAAGUGUGUCCUGUCACUGUAGGAUCCACUGGCUUCAGACAUGGCGCGUCUGGCCCUCCCUGUCCUCCUCGUUCUUUGCUUCUCCUUGCUCCACUUCAGCUCCAGCCGCCCAUCUCGCACCAGGAAGGCUGUGUUACCCCGUCAGUCCGGAGCUGCAGAAGAAGAUGAUGUGAAGUCCCAGCUUGAGAGGUUGUGGCAGGAGGUGAAUUCACUGAAGGAGAUGCAGGCGUUGCAAACAGUCUGUCUCCGUGGCAUCAAAGCUCACAGAAAAUGUUAUCUUACAAUUGAGGAACCCAAACAUUACCAUGAAGCAAAUGAAGACUGUAUUGCACAAGGAGGAACUCUUGCAACGCCACGGGACAUGAUGGAAAACAAUGACCUGAGAGACUAUGCAAAGAGGAGUGCUCCAGGAUCCAAGGAUUUCUGGAUUGGUGUAGCAGACAUAGUGAAAGAAGGUCAAUAUGUUGAUGUCAACAGCCUCCCAGUCAGCUACUUCAACUGGGACCGCUCCAAGAAGCAGCCCACAGGAACAAAAAGGGAGAGCUGUGUUGCUCUUUCAGUGGUUGCACAAGGAAAGUGGUACGAUGAGGUGUGUCGCAGCCUCAAAAAGUAUAUCUGUGAAUAUAUAAUUCCUUGAGAAGACAGGACCAGAUAGGUUGUUGGCAACUUAUGAAGUAUUUCUGAUUUCUGAACUUGAUAAUCAUUUAUGCAAGUAAUUCAUUAAAUUAUUGUGUUGUCAAAUCUGUGCUAAUUAAUAACAGAAACAUGACUUAUUUUAUUAAAAUCUGUCUCAAUGGUUAUUAAAUAGGUUGUUAAUUAGCUUUAAUACACACAAUCCUGUAAUCCUUAGUAAUCAGGGGACUACAAGAUGACUUCUGUUUUAUAACAGAUAACAGAAUACAUAUUCACUUGUGCAUAUCCCAAAUCCUCAGGUGAUGACUGAACUAAAGAAGACAUUAUGUUACAUAGAAAUAAACAAGAAUGUAAACUUUGUUAUUUUGUUACAACUUUUGUUUAGAAUUUUGCACAUACACUUUUCAGAAUUUCACAGUUAUCUUUCUGCAUUAAAAAAGUAUUUUACCGCGGGAA
Molecule: messenger RNA, 1191 nt
Organism: Etheostoma spectabile (orangethroat darter)
Lineage: Eukaryota; Metazoa; Chordata; Actinopteri; Perciformes; Percidae
Gene: clec3a
Product: C-type lectin domain family 3, member A
Exons: 3
Coding region: 143-739 (198 amino acids)
Biological process (GO): ossification
Source: RefSeq, a predicted model, not a curated record